Messenger RNA from Striga asiatica, 393 nucleotides. Lineage: Eukaryota; Viridiplantae; Streptophyta; Magnoliopsida; Lamiales; Orobanchaceae. The record is from the annotation of a GenBank genome assembly.
CCAAAUCUCUCUCUCUCUACACCAAACCCUUACACAUUUCCAGAACCUCAAUUUUUUUCCUCCAAUCAAACAAAAAUGGCUGAACCAGAAACCAGAACACCAUCGGAUCUAACGGUCGGGGAAAUUGAGGAGGAGAAGACAAAGAAGCAACAACUCGAGUAUCUCGAUUUUGUUCGAGUUGUCGCAAUUUACGUCGUCGUAUGUUGCUCCACAAUCUACGAAUACGCAAAGGAAAACGCCGGUCCGCUUAGACCGGGCGUCCAAACAGUUGAGGGGACCGUAAAAACUGUCGUUGGGCCGGUUUGCGAGAAAUUCCGCCACGUUCCCUUUCACCUUCUCACAUUCGUAGAUCGCAAGGUGUGCCUAAUAAUCUACUAAUAUUUAUAUCACGUG